This is a messenger RNA of Funneliformis mosseae, 219 nucleotides long. NCBI's taxonomy places the organism in Eukaryota, Fungi, Glomeromycota, Glomeromycetes, Glomerales, Glomeraceae. The record is from the annotation of a GenBank genome assembly.
AUGACUGAAGAAUUUUAUGUUAAAAAUAAUAAAGAAGAAGUGACUCAGAAAAUUAUAACAGUAGAAGAAAAUCAGGUUGAGAAAGUUGACAUAGAACAGCCAUAUACACCAGAAGAUAAGAAAUCCAGAUUCAAGAAAUCUGAAUCUGAGGAAUUGGGUGUGAUAUAUGAUGCUGUUGCUGAAACUCAGAACCACAUCAUGAAUAAGGAAGAGAGAUAG